Molecule: messenger RNA, 4872 nt
Organism: Pogoniulus pusillus (Red-fronted tinkerbird)
Lineage: Eukaryota; Metazoa; Chordata; Aves; Piciformes; Lybiidae
Gene: ARHGAP28
Product: Rho GTPase activating protein 28
Exons: 15
Coding region: 331-2358 (675 amino acids)
Biological process (GO): regulation of small GTPase mediated signal transduction; negative regulation of stress fiber assembly; regulation of actin filament polymerization
Cellular component (GO): cytoplasm
Molecular function (GO): GTPase activator activity
Source: RefSeq, a predicted model, not a curated record
AUAAAAAGGAAAAGCAGGCGAGGAAGACGUUUUCCCCGCGGCCGCUCGGGUGGGAUUGAGUGGGGUUUCGAGUUUCCUAGGAUGGCAGUGACUUCCCCGUGGGCUGUUUGGUGGGCGGUGUUUGGGACUCUAUGCUAAUGCAGCUUUCCUGGCAGGGAGCGCAGCCCUGUCUCAGCGGCAGCGCUCUGCUGACAAGCGAACCCGCGGCGAGAGCCUGCGGCGGAGCCUGCCCAUUGAGCUCACCGUCGUGACAGGAACUCCCUGGCUUUUGCUCUUCCCAUCGUCACCUCCCCGCCGGUUUUGUCACCACCGCCAUGUGCCUCUGACACCAUGGAGAUGAAGGACUCCGGCAGCGUGGUGCUGACAGCCUACCAUCCCCGCAGCCCGGCCCGGAUGGCGGGCGUGGAGCAGAGCUGCGCGCAGGACCUCCCCGCCGGCCGCUCGCCCGGCAGCAGGAAGUCUCUGCCUCGGUGUCGGAGGAUUAACAGGAUGCUGUCCAGCGAGUCCACAUCUCCUCCUGCGUUCAGCCGCUCCAACUCGCAAGCCUCCAUGGACAGCACCUCCAUGGAAGACUUUUGGUGUGAAGUGGAGAGCAUCAAGGAGAGCAGUCAGGAUGCAUCUGAAGAAGCAAUGCUUUUGGAGUUCAAGCCUGCAGAUGAAGGGGAGCUGGAGGCGGAAUGGCUGCAAGAUGUGGGGUUAUCGACGUUGAUCUCGGGAGCUGAAGAGGAGGAUGGCCAAGCCCUGCUGUCCACUCUGACCAGAACUCAAGCUGCUGCCGUGCAGAAGAGGUACAACACCUACACUCAGACCCUGAGGAAGAAGAACAAGCACACGGUCCGGGACGUGCGCGACAUCUUCGGCCCCGGCGACUCUUCGCCAACGUUUGAGACUGUUCCAGUGUCACCAGUCCCUUCUAACGGUAUCCAGCUCCCUGGGCAGAAGGCAGUUUGGAAAUCAGUUAGCUCUAAUAGCUGUCUAGACUGUGGAUUAGAUAAGGGCAGCCCAUCCGUAACAGAAGAACUCUCCUAUGAGGUCUCCUUCUCAGAAUCCAUUUCGGUCCUUCCAAAAACUCAAGAAUGGCCCAAAAACCAGAGGUUCAAAAAGGAAGACUCUGCUUUGCCUGAAUUCGUUGUCCGGAGGAGCCGCUGCGGCCUGACGGAGGUUGGGGACCUCUCUGCUGAAGACAUGAAGAAGAUUCGCUACCUCUCCCUGCUGGAGCUGACAGCCUUCUACGAUGCGCUGGGCCUGGAGCUCAAGAGGAACCGCGCCGAGAGGGUGCGGGGACGAGAAAAUGGUCUGUUUGGGGUCCCACUCAACAUACUGCUGGAGAAUGACCAGAAGAAGGUUCCUGGAAUUAAAGUUCCCCUCAUCUUUCAAAAAUUGCUGCUCAAGCUUGAAGAAACAGGAUUAGAAACUGAAGGAAUUCUACGAGUGCCUGGAUCUGCCUCUCGAGUCAAGAACCUCCACCAAGAACUUGAAGCAAAAUUCUAUGAAGACACUUUUGACUGGGACCAAGUACGAAACAACGAUGCAGCAGGACUGCUGAAAAUGUUUAUAAGAGAGCUGCCAAGCCCGCUCUUCACAGUAGAAUAUCUCCCUGCUUUCAUCACACUAGUGGAAAAAAUCUCCAAGAUCAAGUUACAGCUUCAAGCUUUGCACCUGUUGAUCAUGCUGCUGCCUGAAGCCAACAGAGAUACAGCCAAGGCCUUUCUUCAGUUCCUGAAGAAGGUGGUGGCUAACGAGGGGAAAAAUAAAAUGAACUUGUGGAAUGUUUCUAUGAUUGUGGCACCAAACCUCUUCAUCUACAAAGGGAAACGUGCAAACCAACAGGAAAUGCAAGCGGCCGCCACCACGGCGCACAUCGUGCGGCUUCUGAUUCGGUACCAGGACAUCCUGUGGACAGUCCCAUCUUUCCUGAUUUCCCAAGUGAGAAAAAUGAAUGAGGCAGCAAUGAACAACAGCAAGAGGCAGCUGAUGUUUGACAAAGGAGUGAGAAAACUUCUGAGGAGGAAGACCAUGGACCGAGAGAGACCUGAGAGACCAGAGGGGGGUGUCACUUUCCCACCAUACCUGCAGUCUGACAUACCCGAAGGAGUGAUAAGAGUUUAUGCUCCUCUACAUUCAAAAGUCUCCAUGGCAAUUCAGCUUAAUAGCCAAACAAAAGCCAAAGACAUCCUGGCUCGGUUCCGCUGUGAGAACAGCCAUGGAUCAUCACCGAAUGUGAGGGGCCAGAUCCAAAGUUUACACGAAAUUGGAGGAAAUAUAGGGCAGCACUGUCUGGAUCCAGAUGCGUACAUGUUAGAUGUUUACCGUGCAAACCCUCAGGCAGAGUGGGUGAUCAAGCCAAAAGCAAGCUGAAGCUGAAGGCUGUGGCACGCUGGACAGAAGCCAGACGGGCAGUGAGGACGCCUGUCAUUUGCAGAAGCUCUUGGCAGAGAGGAAACCAAAUGGUAGCUACAGGACAUCCUUCCUUCCUGCUGCACUGUCCCACCUGAUGGUCAUCAUGUACUACUUUUGGUAUAAGCUUUAUCACUCCAGCUUCUGGCCCACUGGGAAACAUCCCAUCAGUUAUGCUUUUGUAUGGAUACAGUCGUGCCAGCUGGCCCAGGAGUUAAGGAGCACGGACCAAGGUACGGUGCGCAGAAGACAACCUGUCACAUAUGGAGUUGGUUUUUCUCCUGACCUGGUGUCAGAACAUGAGGUUCUGGGGAGGAAUCCAGUGGCAUCCAAGGAUGCACACAACACUACCGACCCCAGAAGCCUUGUGGAGAAGUUUGAGAAGGUAAUCUGCCAAGCAUGGAAGAGCAGAGCUUGCCCUGCAGUAGUGCCAAGGCAUGGCUGGGUGACAGAAUCAAACCCUUCUCUGGCAGUAAACCUGUACAGGGUGCUUUACUGUGAUAUUUAUGUCUCUCAGCCACUGCUCACAUGGAGCUGAUGCUGGGGGAGGAAGGGAGGGAGUGACACAGGAGGAAGAACUACUGUACAGGCAGCUAGGCUGCUUGAUGUACAAAUCACUACCAGUCUUCCAGAAGCAUCUGCCUGGAUCGCAUUGCUGUGUGCAAACCACUUUCUCCUUCCUUCUCCUGUCCCACACACACACUUCAGGAGACAAAAGCCAAGUGAGAAGGGGCACAGCUCCCCUGCUCUACCUUCUACUUGACACACUCAGAUUUCAGUCUGUGUUAUGCCAUAAUAUUAAUUAAUGAUGCCACUUACAGCCAGCAUCCUCCCCCUCCCUUUGUUAACAUUAUAAUAUCUUCAUUUGUAGCCUAAUUCAUUUUCUUUUGUUUAUUUUAGCUUUAAUACAUAAGCAACUUUUAUACUAUUUGGCUGCGUUGAGCAGAGAGAGAUCUUUGAAUCUUGUAUGAUACAGCAUGGAGAAAGCAAAGAGCUUCCAGUGAGCAGAGGGAUUUAAACCUCUCACUUAAUAUUUACAAGUCAAUUACUCUUAAAACAAAAGCCAAAGCAGGCCCAGUUGUGCCAGGGGCAGUUUACAAACACAUCACAAAGUGCAGCUCUAUCUAUAGCUGGUCUGUGGAAACACACAGGGUCAUAAGAGGACGUUGGGCUGUGAUGGCUUUGGCAAUGCAGCACAGCACACUAAGACCUGCUCUAGUUAAGGAUGAUCAGCAACUGACUAGACCUGGUCUAGUUGCAGAUGUCCCUGAUGCUGGGGGGGAGGGGGGGAUGGGACCAGCUGACCUUCAAAGGCCCCUUCCAACUCAAACCGUGCUAUAAUCACAUCUCAUUGGUCACAUUUCACCCCAUCCUCUUGGUUUGGCUUAGACUUUCUAGAACUAAAGUGUGUUUGUGGAGUAGGGAGAUCUCAUCAGUUCCUGGAAAACAGAAACUAUUCCUUGUAGCUUCAUAUCUUACAUAAAAAAAAGGAAACUCACGUCUUCAACUGCUCUCCAACGGCUCCAUUCUUGGAUGCUGAUGCCACACAACAAAGGCUGCUGUGAAGAAAGGCUGAGAGAGCCUGCAGAAGAGAAGGCUCCGAGAAGACCUUCCUGGGGCCUUUCAGUAAUUAAAAGGAUAAGAAAGCCAGGGACAGACUUGCAGAGCCUGUUGUGAAAGGACAUGAGGUGAUUUGAACUAAAAGAGGGAGAUUCAGACUACAGAGAAGGAAAACAUUUUUGACAGUGAAGGUAGUUGCCCAGAGAGGUGGCAGAACCCCAUCAAGGUGGGGUUGGAUACACUCUGAGCAACAUGAUCUAGUUGAAGAUAUUCCUUUAAAGGUCCCUUCGAACUCAAACCAUUCUAUGGUUCUAUGAACUUACCCACAUGGCCUGAUCAGGGCUUUUUGUUCCUGAUCUGGACACACCACAAGAGGCAGGAGCCGGUGCUCAGGUUUAGCAGGUACCCACACAAAACCACUCUGAGCCAAGCCCUCCAGGAGAACACAAAGCACACUGCCCUGCUGAGAAAGCCUGGGACUUGUGAUGCUCUGCUGAAGCUGCCUGCUGAAGCCUGUAACAUCUGCAAACCCUGCUGCUGGGUCAGAGCCGAUCGCGGUCUGCGGUAAUUAGCGCUCAUUGUCAGCGCUCAGUGAACGACACUGACAUCGAACCAGCAGUUUUACUGAUCAGCAAAUCACUAAUUUCUAGGGAGGAGAGAUCCCAUCUUCCUUUCUCACCUGCUUGAGCUAAAAGAUGGUGAAAUUUAACAUCAUUAUCCUUUACUUUUCCCUAAACCAGUGUAAUUUGAAAGCCUCUUUUUUGUUCCCUUAACAUGACUGGAUGCAUAGCUGCAGCCAGGAAAAGACCAGGACAAUGUCUUCUAAAAGGCCCUGCUUACUUUGACAACUAUUUAUUUGCACUGUGUCAAAGACAGUAGAGCUGUUUUGGUCAUAAAACAUCAACAUUUUGUCAA